AUGGUGGCCCGAUUGCAAACAUUUGUUAGAGCGCGUGCGCGCUUUGCGUGGUCGAAUAGCCUAGAACAUACUUUGUGGCGUGGUAGCCAUAUUCGAGCCCCAGUGAUCCGACAAUUCCGAUCUCUUUCAUCAACUGGUGACAGCGAUGAAUGUGAUAACAAUGCCAAAGUACGUGAAGGCAAAUUACCCGGGCUUUUUGAGCAUACUGAUGAGAAACUGGUUGACGAUAUUAAGAGGCGCCAGAGUUCGGCACCUAGACUUGUCCCAUGGACCUCGAAUCGCUUUGUCAAAGAGUACAAGGUUGUUAAAACUGCUACUUCUUCUGCACCUCAAAAGAAAAGUUUUGUUACUAUGCUUCGAGAGAGCACUUUUGUGCAGCUUGGCAACUUCAACCAGCGUGAGGUGAUUGGCGUAGUGAUAGAGAACGCGAAUGAUUCGGACCUCUACGUAGACGUAGGAGGCAAGUUCCUUGCAGUAGUUUCGCAGCCUGAGAACACCUUCUACCCUCGCGGUAGCUUGGUGCGUGUGCGUCUGCGCAAUCCCGAGAUGGCCAACCGCUUCAUGGUGAACACACGUGCCAUCAGUCUUCUGGAGGCCGAUGCCACUCUUCUCGGGCCCUACCGCGGACAACUCACCUCUUCUGGCGUGGCCGCAGCCGACCACCAGGUUAACAAGGAGCCAGUAUUGAUUGCACAAAAGACAUUUCAUUCUGCUGCUCUCUUUGGUUCUCAUUUUUAUCCCUACGUGUGCGCUGCUAUGAGUGGCGACGAAGCUUCUAAAGGAGACGAAAAAGCUCUAUCCGUCAAAAUCGUGCAAACCCUUCCACCCGGCUUCGGUGACGCGGUACUGCGUCCGAGCCAGGCCCUGCCCGAGGGCGUCAGCGUGGAGGUUCGCGGCUAUGACUUCAAUAGAGGCGUGAACUAUGAGGCGCUUCUCGCCUCCUACGCCAGUAUUGGCUUUCAGGCCACUCACUUCGCACGGGCCGUUGAUGUCCUCAACGCUGUGAUCGAGAGGAGGAACGUAGUGCCGAGCGACGAGAAGAUAGAAUCGAAUGAAGUGCUGGAGAGUCUGGGGCUGGGCAUCGCUCGACGCUCCGGCUGCACCAUCUUCCUCGCUUACACCUCCAAUAUGAUAUCUGCGGGUGUGCGCGAGGUUAUUCGCUUCCUAGUUCAGCACAAUAUGGUUGAUGUGUUGGUGACUUCGGCUGGAGGUGUGGAGGAGGAUUUUGUGAAGUGCAUGGCUAAUUUCUAUGUGGGUGACUUCUCUCGCUGGAAGGGGGCGGAGCUACGCAAAUUGGGCAUCAAUAGGACGGGGAACCUACUGGUGCCAAAUAACAACUACGUGAUUCUGGAGGAAUGGCUCAAACCUAUCUUUGAUAAGAUGCUGGAGGAGCAGAAUACCAAUAAUGUGAAUUGGACCCCUUCAAUGAUGAUUGACAGGUUGGGUAAAGAAAUCAACAACCCGGAUUCUGUGUACUACUGGUGUCACAGGAACGGGAUCCCGGUGUUCUGUCCGGGCAUAACGGACGGUGCGCUGGGGGACGUGUUGUUUGCGCACACCUACAGCUCACCUCCGGGUCUGCGCGUGGACGUAGUGGCAGAUGUAAAGCGAAUCAACUUGCUGGCCAUCUACUCGCAUGCUACAGCCAUAGUGGUGCUUGGUGGAGGCAUUGUAAAACACCACACCCUGAAUGCCAAUCUCAUGCGUAAUGGCGCCGAAUACGCGGUGUACGUGAAUACGGGUCAAGAGUUUGACGGCUCAGACGCGGGUGCACAGCCUGACGAGGCUGUCUCCUGGGGUAAAUUGCGCAACACCUCUGAGCCUGUCAAGAUCCAUGGUGACGCAUCCCUCAUUUUCCCCCUCCUUGUCGCCCAGACCUUCGCCAAACACUUUCACCAGACCCACAAUUCACAAUGCUCACAGCGCCAACCCCCGAAGGCAUUCCCAGAUGGUGAUGCUUGGCACAAUGUGCGGAGCGCAGGAAAGCGUGAAUGCACCAACGUCUCUAGUAGUGGUGAUGUUUCUCGUGAUAACGUUGCACCGUCGUAUUGUAGUGUUAGUAAAAAUGAUCAAUUUUCAGGUCUUGAAAAUAUUGAGUCGCAGAAAAAUUCCGAAUUCACGGAAAGAGUUUUAAUUAAAAAUCCUGUAAAUCCAGACUUACCGAAAACUGCCCCAAGUGCUUCAACUACCGAAAAAACUUCUAAAAAUCAGAAAGUUACACAUUCCACUCGAUUAAAAUUCCCAUCAACCUCGAUGAGAGGAAUGGCCAACUAUAACUCGGCUAAGAAGUUCAACUCAAGCCUCCGUUCAUCCCCCUACCUUCGUCCUCAAGCCCGCAAGGAAUUAAAGGCACCAGAUGUAGGCAUUCUUGACAAAGUUGUUCGUUAUUGUCGCAUCAAACACGCACACGAGCAAGAGCCAAAUAAACACGGUCAUAUUGUUGUUCUUAAACCAAAAAUUAAAAGGAGCGGGCUGAACAAGCAGACCGGGGCAACUUUAGCCACCUCCGAUGAGGAGUGCAAAGCCGCUUCCUCAGACCUGUCGACGGUUACUUCAGUUUUAUCUGCACAGGGAAGCUGUGAUACAAAAGAUACGUCGAUUAUGUGCCAAAACAAAAGUGAUGAUGAAAACCAACUAAUAGAGCAAAUAUCAGCAAAAGUGGAACAUAUGCAGCUCUCUUCAGAGAACGCCAGUACACUUGAACAAGACACAAUCACCGCUGGACCUCACCCAACUUUCCUUGCCACUUCACCAGAGCUAGGAUUUCAACACUCAGGAGAAAAAGACAACCUACCGUCUCUCUCUCCGAUUGACGAGGUGAACACACUCGCCUCGGUAACAGAUGUGUCAAUUACGUACAGGCCAAGGGGUUGCGAAUGUGAUGUAAGUGCUGAGGCCAUCUUAGCUGAUAAUGCCGAACAGAAGACAAAUCCUGGAUUCGGAAGCCAGAAUUUCAUGCAUUUUACAACCACAAUCAGUUCACCUACUCGAAAAAUGAUUCAAAUUACACCCGGCGUUAUUCAGAGAAACAUAACACCGCAGUUGACACCAUAUAGUCGAGCCACUCGAUACAUACCCAUCAAGAGUCAAUCCCAAAUGGGACCUCCGCGUAAGCACUACCAACUUGCUCCUAAUAUCAACGUGGUAAUGGCCAGUGAAAACGGACUAUUUGUAAGAAAGCAAUUCAUAAAGAAAAGCUUCUUUAUACCCGAAAGUGCCAAUCUUGAAGACAUUCUGGCAGAUGCAGACGAUAGGAGGAUAAUAGCAAUAUGUAACAGAUUCCACUGCGAAAUGGUGGCCUUCUCAAAGGUCCCGAGGAAGGGAUCCAUGAAGCAUGAGGUGAUACUUUCUGCUGGUUGCAGAGAAGAUAUUGCCAAGUGUGCCCGGUGUCUUGAUGCACGACUAAACUGGUGCAUCUCACCUCAAUUGGAAUGA
This is a messenger RNA of Echinococcus granulosus, 3435 nucleotides long. Its product is annotated as Deoxyhypusine synthase. The coding region runs from base 1 to 3435 and encodes 1144 amino acids. NCBI's taxonomy places the organism in Eukaryota, Metazoa, Platyhelminthes, Cestoda, Cyclophyllidea, Taeniidae. Gene Ontology annotation, cellular component: cytoplasm. Gene Ontology annotation, molecular function: deoxyhypusine synthase activity. The record is from RefSeq and is a predicted model, not a curated record. The transcript has 11 exons. Gene Ontology annotation, biological process: peptidyl-hypusine biosynthetic process.